AUGCACUUUUCCGAUGAAGAUGAACCAAGCACAUCAGCUUUACCAACACCAUCGCCCGUUAAAAAGAAUAAACCAGGAAAGUCCAAAAUGCCUAGAGAACGACGUGCGAACAUCGGCCGCCGCACAAGACAUGCAAGCCAGCAACAAGUCUAUUCAAGGAACUUAAGAGAAGAAAGACAAAAUAUAAUAAGAGAAAAUGACCGAUUGAGACAUCGCGUGAGCACACGAAGAUCAUUGGCAUCAUACAAUCGCUUGGCAUUCCAAUAUGAUCCCACUGCGAACUACAGUGAUGAUGAAAAUUUGGAUAUUGGACGAAUGACGACUAUAUGCCGAUAUUGCAAUGCGGUAAAGUUCAAAAGAGAAACGGUUGGAUUGUGCUGCGCAAGUGGAAAAGUCAAACUGGAUCCAUUACUUACACCACCACAGCCACUGACUGAAAACAUGUUUGAUGGAAGUGAUCCCGAUUCCAGCCAUUUUCUUCAACACAUCCUUGAAUACAAUAACUGCUUUCGCAUGACUUCCUUUGGAGCUAAUAUCAUUCGAGAAGGCGGCUUCAUGCCGACUUGCAAGAUACAAGGUCAAAUAUAUCAUUUGCAUGGUUCAAUGGUGCCAACACCAGAUGAACCGCAUCAAUUUCUGCAAAUAUAUUUCAUUUCGUCGAUGGUGGAUCAGCUGAACGUGCGGUGCAAUAUACAGGGAGCACAACAGUUAAAGAGACGAAUUAUUGAACAGUUGCAAGCAUUUUUUCACGCUAAUAAUGCUGUGGUUAAUAUGUUCAAAACAGCAUUGGAACGAAUGCCAUCGGAUACGCACAAAUUUGUCAUAAGAGCGGAUUGUACUCCAACAGGUGAACAUGUGCGAAGAUUCAAUGCACCCACCGUUAAUGAUGUUGCUGCAAUUAUUGUUGGCGAUCCAACUAAAUCACGAGACAUUGUCGUUCAGCGAAGAAGCAAUAUCAUGCAUCGUGUAAACGAGACACAUCGUUUGUACGAUGCGUUACAAUAUCCAAUCAUUUAUUGGCAAGGGCAAGACGGAUACGACAUCACGUUGAAGAUGGUCGAUCCAAUUACAGGAGUAUCAACGAAUAAUAAAAAUCUAAGCGCAAUGAAUUACUAUGCGUAUCGUAUGAUGAUUCGUACACAUGAGGAGAAUGUCAUUCUGAAGUGCGGUCGGCUAUUCCAGCAAUUCGCUGUCGACAUGUAUGUCAAAGUCGAGACCGAACGUUUAGCGUUCAUCAGAUUCAAUCAGCCAAAGCUACGAUCUGAGGACUAUAUACACUUGCGUGAUGCUAUUCAUUCAGAUGGUGAUGUUCAGAAUAUUGGACGACUGACGAUUCUCCCAUCAACUUAUAUCGGAAGCCCACGCCACAUGCACGAAUACGCUCAAGACGCUAUGACGUACGUGCGAAAUUAUGGAACUCCGGAUUUAUUUAUUACGGUCACAUGCAAUCCGAAGUGGACGGAAAUUGAACGCGAGUUGGAACCGGGUCAAAAACCGCAAGAUCGCCAUGACAUAAUCGCCAGAGUAUUUCAGCAAAAACUCAAGGUUAUGAUGGAUGUGCUUACUAAGUAUCGAGUUUUUGGUGACACACGUUGUUAUAUGUACUCGGUGGAAUGGCAGAAGCGUGGACUACCGCAUGCUCAUAUCCUAAUUUGGUUGCUGAACAAAUUACAUUCAAAUGAAGUGGAUGACAUCAUCAUAUCAGCUGAAAUUCCUGAUCCAGUCACUGAUCCCCGUCUACACGACAUUGUGACGACACAGAUGGUGCAUGGACCGUGCGGUGCAUUAAAUCCAUUAUCGCCUUGCAUGGCUGAUGGAAAGUGCACAAAACGAUAUCCGCGACCGUUAGUUGCUGAAACAGUCACAGGGAACGAUGGAUAUCCAGUUUAUCGUCGGCGUUCAAAAGAAGAUAACGGUCGAACUAUCAAAGUUAAAGUUCAAAAUCAAGAGAUUGAGAUCGGAAAUGAAUUCAUUGUACCAUAUUGCCCGCUGCUAUCACGAAUUUUCGAAACACAUGCAAACGUUGAGAGUUGUCAUUCGGCCAAAUCAAUCAAAUAUUUGUGCAAGUACGUCACAAAAGGCAGCGACAUGGCUGUGUUUGGUAUUGCGUCGGAAAAUGUGAAUGACGAAAUCAGCAACUUCCAAAUGGGCAGAUACGUCAGUACUAAUGAAGCACUGUGGCGAUUAUUGUCAUUUCAAAUUCAUGAAAGAUAUCCCACAGUUGUACAUUUAGCAGUGCAUUUGGAAAAUGGCCAAAGAGUUUACUUCACUGAGGCUAAUGCGGCACACGAGCUGAGAGAGAGACCACCAUCGACAACAUUGACUAGCUUCUUUGCAAUGUGUGAAGCAGAUCCAUUCGCAGCGACGCUGAUGUACGUUGAAAUGCCCAAGUAUUACACUUGGAAUCAAUCAACAAAGAAAUUCCAACGUCGCAAACAAGGAACCCCAGUUCCAGACUGGCCACAGGUGUUUUCAACUGAUGCACUAGGUCGUAUGUACACUGUUCAUCCUAGAAACGAUGAAUGUUUUUAUUUGCGACUGCUGUUAGUAAAUGUACGUGGACCGAAAUCAUUUGCGCAUUUGAAAACUGUGAAUGGCCACCAAUGCCAAACAUAUCGAGAAGCAUGUCAACUAUUGGGUUUGCUGGAGAACGAUUCUCAUUGGGAUUUAACACUUGCAGAUUCAGUUGUUUCAUCAAAUGCGUACCAAAUACGAACGCUGUUCGCAAUUAUCAUCACCACAUGUUUUCCUUCACAACCAAUUCAGUUAUGGAACAAAUACAAAGACGCCAUAUGUGAAGAUAUCUUGCAUCGCUUGCGUAUUCAAACGAAUAAUCCUGACAUCCAAAUAACCGAUGAAAUCUACAAUGAAGGAUUGAUUCUGAUUGAGGAUCAAUGCUUGACUAUUGCAAACAAGCUACUGAUUGAAGUAGGAAUGAUUGCGCCAAAUCGAUCGAUGCACGAUGCAUUCAACCAAGAAUUAAAUCGAGAGCUGCAAUACAAUGUUGAUACAUUGCAGGAAUUCGUUAGAAAUAAUGUUCCGUUGCUGAAUGAACAGCAAAAACAAGUAUACAAAACAUUAAUGCAAGCGGUGGACAAUAAUACUGGUGGUCUAUUCUUCCUGGAUGCACCUGGAGGAACAGGGAAAACAUUUGUCAUUUCAUUGAUUUUGGCCACUAUUCGAUCAAGAUGUGACAUAGCUUUGGCGUUAGCAUCAUCUGGAAUUGCGGCGACUCUUCUAGAUGGCGGUCGUACUGCACAUUCUGCGCUUAAGUUGCCACUCAAUUUAAACACAAUUGAUACUCCAACGUGCAAUAUUUCCCGAUCCAGUGCAAUGGGAAAAUUGUUAAUGCAAUGCAAGCUCAUUGUUUGGGAUGAGUGCACAAUGGCACAUAAGAAAUCACUUGAAGCACUUAACUUCACACUGAAGGAUCUUCGGAGAAAUAACAACAUCUUUGGCGGCUUGAUGAUAUUGUUGGCAGGCGAUUUCAGGCAGACGUUGCCAGUAGUUCCCCGUGGAACGCCUGCAGAUGAAUUGAAUGCUUGCCUAAAGGCAUCACCUUUAUGGAAUAACGUAAAAACAUUAUCGCUAACCACUAAUAUGAGAGUUCAACUUCAAAAUGAUCAAAGUGCUGCACAAUUUUCCAAACAAUUGUUAGAUCUUGGAAAUGGAAAAGUCCCAGUUGAUGCGACAUCUGGAUUAAUUACUCUUACCAACGACUUUUGCCGAUUUGUAGACACUCAAUUAGUUCUUAUUGAAAAUGUUUUCCCAAACAUUAGUGAGAAUUAUAAGAAUUAUGCUUGGUUAAGUCAACGAGCAAUUCUUGCAGCAAAGAAUAAUGAUGUCCACGCACUGAAUUUCACCAUUCAAUCAAAAAUUGCUGGCGAUUUGGUGACAUACAAAUCCGUUGAUUCAAUAACAAAUCCCGAUGAUGUAGUAAAUUAUCCAGGAUUAUACCAGGAUUUCCACCACAUAACUUGCAACUGA
Aphis gossypii (cotton aphid) is the source of this 3987-nucleotide messenger RNA. RefSeq lists its product as uncharacterized. The record is from RefSeq and is a predicted model, not a curated record. The coding region runs from base 1 to 3987 and encodes 1328 amino acids. Gene Ontology annotation, molecular function: DNA helicase activity. Lineage: Eukaryota; Metazoa; Arthropoda; Insecta; Hemiptera; Aphididae. Gene Ontology annotation, biological process: DNA repair; telomere maintenance. The transcript has 4 exons.